Molecule: messenger RNA, 1349 nt
Organism: Clarias gariepinus (North African catfish)
Lineage: Eukaryota; Metazoa; Chordata; Actinopteri; Siluriformes; Clariidae
Product: BOLA class I histocompatibility antigen, alpha chain BL3-7-like
Exons: 7
Coding region: 162-1259 (365 amino acids)
Biological process (GO): immune response
Cellular component (GO): external side of plasma membrane
Source: RefSeq, a predicted model, not a curated record
UAGAGAUAAAGUAAAAUAUUAAGCUGGAGGAUUUAAACUUCUUUCUAUCAGUGAGGUUAUCAGAGUUCACCAAAGUUAAAGUGUAAGAUUAAAUCAGUAAAUGAGAGAUUAAAGUUAGUUUAGAGUUGUACUGUAUGAGAGUUUAAGCUUUAGACUGAGAGAUGUGUCACUGCAGUGUAGUUAUAAAAGCUCUGAUUUUACUCACAUUUUCUCUCCAUCUUUCAUCAGCAGUGACACACUCUCUGCAGUACCUCUACACUGCAGUUACUCCAGGAAUAAAUGUCCCAGAAUUCACUGUUGUGGGUCUGGUGGAUGGACAGGAGUUUGAGUACUACGACAGUGACCUCAGUAAGGUGAUUCCAAAGACAGAGUGGAUACUGAAGGUCACUGUUAAUGAACCAAAUUACUGGAACAGACACACAGAACUUUAUCACUUUUGGCAGAAGAACUUCAAAACCGGUCUGAAUAUGGUAAUGAAGGACUUUAAUCACACUACAGGAAUUCACACAUUACAAUGGAUGUAUGGCUGUGAGUUUGAUGACAGAACCGGGUAUGUGCGGUUAGGAUAUGAUGGAGAAGAUUUCCUCUGUCUGAAUGUAACAACUAAAACCUGGAUUACAGCCAAACCUGGAGUUGUGAUCAGUGAUCGGAUUUGGGAUUAUAUUAAUGGUUUGAGUACUGAUGGCCAGAAGAACUAUGUGAGCACCGACUGUAUCCAGAGGAUAAAUCAGUACGUGUCUUAUGGCAGAGAGACUCUGGAGAGGAAAGUUCAUCCAAAGGUGUCAUUGUUCCAUAAACAGUCUUCUUAUCCAGAGGUGGUGUGUCACGCUACAGGUUUCUUUCCCAAAGCACUAAAUAUCACCUGGCAGAAGGACGGAGAGGACGUGCAUGAGGACGUGGAGCUCAGAGAGACGUUACCCAACCAGGAUGGAAGCUUCCAGAAGAGAAUCAUUCUGAAAGUCCCAGCUGAGGAGCUGCACAAACACAACUACACCUGCGUGGUUCAGCACAGCAGCUUGGAGAAGGAGUUAGUGCGAGAAGUACCAAAAGGUGGAGCACCGAUUGCUAUCAUCACUGCUGUAGUCGCGGCUCUCGCGGCUCUCGCUGCUCUCGUCGCUGUUGUUGCUGGAAUUGUGGUCUGGAAGAAGAAGAACUCUGGCUUCAGACCUGUUCCACCCAAACCCUCCUCUGAAGGAGAUUCUUCAAAUACAAGCUUAAAGUGUAACUGUGGGGACAACGACACACUGUGCUUGGACUAAAGCAAUGACUCCCAUGAGUUCAUAAACACUUUUAAAGUGUAUUUAUUUUGUCAUAUUUUUUAAGUUAGUUAUCGGUCAGUAAGUUGUUAA